Messenger RNA from Scatophagus argus, 2816 nucleotides. It is a transcript of the gene apmap, whose product is annotated as adipocyte plasma membrane associated protein. Bases 193 to 1440 code for a protein of 415 amino acids. The transcript is spliced from 9 exons. Gene Ontology annotation, molecular function: strictosidine synthase activity. Lineage: Eukaryota; Metazoa; Chordata; Actinopteri; Scatophagidae. The record is from RefSeq and is a predicted model, not a curated record. Gene Ontology annotation, biological process: biosynthetic process.
UUUGAAGUCAGAGCGGAAGUUGUCAGUUGUCACAGUAAACAGCCUCGGUAGGAUGUGGCGGCACUGCCCUUCGGCCUACCACCUCUGUACGCGGGUUCAGCGUCAACUCAAAGGGCCGUUCCAGGUCCGGACCAACAACUGAGCCGAGUCGAGCCGAGCCGAGCCGAGCCGGGCGAACCGUCCGAGUCCAGCAUGAAUGAGACGGAGGGGCUCCGGUUCCGGCGGCUGCACAGACCGCAGGUCAUCACCGACGAGCUGCCGGAGCACCGUUAUAAAGGAUCCGGCACCUACAGCGGGAAGGUUUUCCAGGUCACUCUGCUCUCUCUGGGCUGCUUCCUGCUUCUUCCUCUCCUGGUUGUCAUCCUCAUCCUGGAGUCUCCCAUCCACCCUGACGUGUUCAGUCUGAAGGAGCCUCCACUGAUGAAAGGCUGCUGGGAGCCCAACCUGAAGCUCCGAGAGGCUCAGAGACUGUUUGAAGACCAGAUCAUUGGACCAGAGUCCAUCAGCAACAUCGGAGACGUUUUGUACUCAGGAACAGCUGACGGGAAGAUCGUGAAGCUGAUUGGCCGAAGAAUUCACACUGUGGCGAGACUCGGACAGCUGCCAUGUGGCUCCAGGGAGGAGGAGUCCAGCUGUGGGAGGCCACUGGGCAUCAGAGUCGGACCCAACGGGACUCUGUUUGUAGCUGACGCGUACCUGGGCGUGUUCGAGGUCAACCCCACCACAGGUGUGGCGACCAGGCUGGUGUCGGGCGGUAAGGUGGUCGCCGGCAGGAAGCUGUCGUUCAUCAACGACCUGGCGGUGACCGGGGACGGGAAGAAGGUGUACUUCACUGACUCGAGCAGCAGGUGGCAGCGCAGAGACUACCUGCACCUCAUCAUGGAGGCCACGGCCGACGGUCGGGUGUUGGAGUAUGACACGCAGAGCAGAGAGCUGACGGUGGUCAUGGAGAACCUCCGAUUUCCAAACGGGAUCCAGCUGCUGCCUGACGAGGAGUCGGUGCUGGUGGCGGAGACCACCAUGGCCCGGAUCCGCAGAGUCCAUGUUGCUGGUCUAAACAAAGGCGGGAUGGACACAUUCAUGGACAACCUGCCCGGGUUUCCUGACAACAUCCGCCCGAGCUCCAGCGGGGGUUACUGGGUGGCCAUGUCGGCGGUGAGGCCGAACCCUGGCUUCUCCAUGCUGGACUUCCUGUCCCAGAGACCCUGGAUCAAGAAACUCAUCUUCAAACUCUUCAGUCAGGAGGUGCUGAUGAAGUUCAUCCCUCGGUACAGCCUGGUGGCGGAGCUCCACGAUGGCGGCAUCUGUACUCGGAGCUUCCACGACCCUAACGGCGCGGUGGUGGCCCACAUCAGCGAGGUCCACGAGUACGAUGGGAGCCUGUACCUGGGCUCCUUCUGCUCACCUUAUAUCGCCAAACUCGACCUGCAUAAGGUCUGAAAACACAAAGAAUCAACGGACGUUUGUGACUCCUCUGUGUGAGAUUAGUGUGAAACCGUGGCUCAGCAUUUGUCAUCUCACAGUCAUCUCGCGAUGCCCCAGGAAGUCCAAUGAAAACAGAGUUUUGUCCGUUUCUCGACUCCUGCUUAACACAAAGUGUAAAAUUCAUGGUCUCCAGAGGAUGAAUUUGGGUUUGGGGGCGGGGCUUAUUUUGUUUUCGCACAUGAUGAACCACACGCGCUUUAGGGCUUAGGCUUCAUUUAUCCGUUAUGAAAAGGUCAAACAAAACAGCCAGCUAGCUGAAGCUAAUGAACUUGCUCACUAUAGUUAGCUUGUUCACUGUGGGUCCUCUUCAUAGGGCUCGCUCGCUCUGUCACGUUUUUAGUUUUCUUGGUUUUCUCUUCAUAGGGAGACACACACAGGGCAUUUCUCAUUACCUCCAGAGCUAACGUUGUAUUGUACGGGUUAGCGUUGCUACAAGCUGCCAUUUACACUUUGAUAUGUUAGUUAGCCUUAGCCAACAGAUGUCGAACAAAUUUCACUAUAAAGAGUAACUUUUGUAAUUGUGAUUACUGAAAAUGUUCAUAAUAUCAUGUGUGGUGAUGACAUUUCCAGCCCUGAUAAAAGGGAAAUCUGAGUUUACUUUGAUGCCUUCGGAUGACCUGAGGCGUCCAUGUUUGUUUGUUUUUCAGACGUCUGCAUUAGUGAGCAUCAGAGCAGAUAAAUCAGUUUUGAGAAGUUCCCAGCUUGUAAUUAAAGGUUGAGCAAGCUUAUACUGAUAAUAUUUAACAUGCUGACCUGCCAAAUGUUACCUUCUAAAAAACAUUAACAACUGCAGGAUGCUAACAUGGCUAACAGCCUGCAGAGCUGCUAACGUGGCUCAGAUAGUAAUCAUGAAGGCCCAGUUAGAACGGAAGUCAGGAUUUUGAGACAACCUCAAGUCUGCACAGUGAGUGUCUACAAACUGGCUGCCAAAGCUCCAUUGCUGCUUGUCCCUUCAAAAUAAAAUACAGUAUUAACUCAUACAGGAACUUCAGCUAAGUUCAAAGGAGCUUCAUCAGCUGUUUAAGUGCUGUGACUAUGUCAGCAAAAGAUGCAAAUCAGUUGCCUACUGACACGUCAUGUUCAUGUCAUAUUGGAGUUCUGUUGUUAGCAUUAAAGGUUCAAUUCACCCAGAAAUGAAAAAUGUUAAAUAACAACCAAAAUUAAACAUAAACUGUCAAACUUUUCUUUCUGUUGAAGCAUAGCGAUGCUGGGACAGAAACAGAUUUGAUGUUUUCCUUCCUGCUACGUGAUGACUGAGUGACUUUUCUGUGUUUGGAUGAACCUGAUCUGCAGCUUCUCAGCUUCUUUUGAAUAAAAUCUGAAUAAUAUUA